AUUACCGUCACACUUCAAACGGACGUGUUAAAUAAGCUGCGCUCUUGGCGAUAACUUCCCAGUACGCGUUCGAAAGACGUGCAACGUGGACGUCAAUUGCGGGAAGAGCUCCAUAAAASAAUUGAGUGGCCUUGUGGUAGUUUUAUUUGACGCCAGCUGUCGAGAUGUUUCGAAUUUGYUUGCGCUUAGCGCUUGUCGCGUGUCUCUGUGGCGUCGUUUUAGCGCGCAUCCAUACUCGCAGUCAAUUGGCCGCAUCGCAUAUGGCAGCCUAUGCUUAUAGGCCUGAUGGCAAUGCACGCAAUAAUCGUCCGACACCGGAGGCUUACAAUGCUGAACGCAACACAUUCUUCCGCUAUGAGGAAUCCAGGGGUUUGGGGGCAGAGCUUCAGCUGAAUGAUCGCGAACUGCUUGCCAAUCAAGUCAUUAUGGCAGCCAAGACGUACGAGUAUGAGGAAGGACUUGUKACGCCACAUCUCUUCAAACCGUCCAAACACUUCUUCAGUGUAUUGGAGGACAUAGCUAAGACGCCGCUAUUCGCUUACCUGCAGGCGAUGCCGAAAGGAGGUGUGCUGCAUGCACACGAUACAGCUAUGUGCAGCACAGAUUUUUUGAUCACGCUCACGUAUCGCGAGAAUUUGUGGGCUUGUGAAAGUAGUGGCAGUUUGGAGGUGGUGUCUUUGCGUUUCGCCAGAACUAAACCGACACUUGCGGUCGAUGGUAAGGAUUGUGUAUGGACGCUGUUAGCAGAUAUACGUGCUAGGCAUGGCGCUGCAGCGGUGGACGAMUUUUUGCGCGAACAUCUCACUCUGUACCCGAAAGAAAAGUUCUUGGACAAUAAUGAGGCAUGGGCGAGCUUUAUGGAGAUAUUUUCCUUGUUGGAUGGUAUGAUUACUUAUGCCCCCGUUUGGGCUGACUACUAUUACAAUGCGUUGAAGGAAUUUCGUGCGGACGGCGUGCAAUACYUGGAAUUCCGCAGCACACUGCCACAGCUUUAUGACUUSGAUGACGGAGAAUAUACUGAACUCGACACAGUGCGCAUCUACAAGGAAACGUUGGAAAAAUUUAUGAAUGAAUAUCCGGACUUCAUUGGCUCGAAAAUGAUAUAUGCGCCUCUACGAUGUGCAAGUCCCGAAACGGUUGAACAAUAUAUACGCAUCUGCGUCGAGAUCAAGGCCACAUAUCCCGAYUUUGUAGCUGGCUUCGAUUUAGUUGGUCAAGAGGAGCUCGGCCGGCCACUGAAAGAUUUCAUACCACAAUUACUUAGCGUACCGGCCGAUAUUGAUUUCUAUUUCCACGCCGGAGAGACGAACUGGUAUGGUGCGGCCGUUGAUGAAAACCUGAUUGACGCUGUCUUGCUUGGUACGAAACGUAUUGGACACGGCUUCGCGCUCACCAAACAUCCGCUCGUCUUGCAGGCGCUGAAGGAGCGCAACAUUCCCGUCGAGAUUAAUCCCAUAUCCAAUCAAGUCUUGCAACUGGUCAGCGACUAUCGCAAUCAUCCCUGUUCACAUUUGUUUUCCGACAACUUUACCGUUGUGAUCUCCUCAGAUGAUCCAUCAUUUUGGCGUGCCACUCCACUCUCACACGAUUUCUAUAUUGCCUUUCUGGGUAUCGCGUCGGCGCAUGCUGACAUGCGUUUACUAAAGAAAUUGGCGAUUAACUCRCUGGUGUAUAGCGCCUUAAAUGAGCAGCAAAAAGAGGUAGCACUCCAGAAGUGGCAAUUGCAAUGGGAUGAAUUCAUUGAGAAGAUCAUCCAGGGCGAUACAGAUGSCGCUGCUGGUCGGCUGCAAACGAAUCGGAUCGAUUGACUAGCACGGGUGGUGGCGGCGUUCAUAUUGUUGCCCGCUGUGCGCAUGCGUUUGAUGGGUUGGCUGUAAGAGUUGUUGUAUAUUGAGCGGCAAAGAAAAGUGGCAGAAUGAUGAUUAAAGGGAAACGCAUGUGUAGUGGUAACAAUAGCGUCAGUCGGUGCUUAAACAUCUGUGUAUAUAUUCAUAUACGUGUGUAUGUUUAUUUCAAAGUAAUUAUUUUUAAGACACGAAGAGAUUUYAAAGCAGAGCUAAAUUUAGAUUUAGCACUGUUUACAAAGGCAUUAUGUCUGAUAUCGGGSACUGCCGUCCAAGCUAGUUAGUUUUUUAAUUUACAUGGCACUCGUAGCCUCGAAGCUUGAAAACAUUACAAAAGUUAAAGCGUUGAGUAUUAGGGUGACAUUCCAAUGAAAAUAGUAAUUUCGAUAUAUACUUAUAUAUAUCAUUAAAGUUAAUUAGCUGUAGAUAGCCUGUACUCACUACAAAUUUUGUGAUUUGCUAAAAAGCUUUGCAUUUUUUAAAGCUAUUCAACAAUGAACAGGCAGUUAAAAUUUAGAAAGGGUUAAUUUAAGGCUAUAAUAUAUGAAUUUUAGUAUUUUCGUAAGUAUUUAAAUGUUUAUUUUCUUGAUUAGAAAUAUAAUGAAAUAAGUAAAUGUCGGCAUAGUAGUCUCUAAAACCAAGUAAAGUGCACCACCAUCAGGUCAUGAUUGGACUUGGGUUUUAAAAAUAUGUAUUUAUAUUCGUAAAUUUAAUUUUAUAAACAAAGCUCAAGGUCUUCUUGAUAUUGCCUUGCUAAUUUAGUUAUAAGCAUAUAAUUUUUUUAUGUAGAAAUGUAUGUAUAAAUAUUAUAUUAUAUUGAUUAUAUUGACAGUGGAUGCCUUUCACAGCA
Molecule: messenger RNA, 2694 nt
Organism: Bactrocera latifrons
Lineage: Eukaryota; Metazoa; Arthropoda; Insecta; Diptera; Tephritidae
Product: adenosine deaminase CECR1-like
Biological process (GO): adenosine catabolic process; inosine biosynthetic process
Molecular function (GO): adenosine deaminase activity
Source: RefSeq, a predicted model, not a curated record